This is a messenger RNA of Dendroctonus ponderosae (mountain pine beetle), 1831 nucleotides long. Its product is annotated as UDP-glycosyltransferase UGT5. The record is from RefSeq and is a predicted model, not a curated record. Lineage: Eukaryota; Metazoa; Arthropoda; Insecta; Coleoptera; Curculionidae. The coding region runs from base 113 to 1666 and encodes 517 amino acids. Gene Ontology annotation, molecular function: UDP-glycosyltransferase activity. The transcript is spliced from 3 exons.
GAAUGGACAACAAUCAGCAGCACUCAUAUCAUAGACACAUUUCGAAGCCUUGAACUGAUAAACGUUCCAGUACCUAUUAAAAGCAUUUCAAGUCCGUUGUUGAUGCAUCAGCAUGUUUUCGAAAGCUCUGUUUUUAACAUGUCUGAUUUUCUCGUGCGUGGAAAGUGCCCGGAUUUUAGGAAUCUUUCCUAUGCCAGGAAUAAGUCACUACAUUUUAACAUCCAAGUUAAUGAAAGGCUUAGCUGAAGCAGGGCACGAUGUUGUGAUGGUCAGUCCCUAUGGCAUGAAAGAUCCACCCAAAAACGGCAAAUACACCGAUGUGAUUCUGGAUGAUUUCGCUGAAGUCUUUGAAAAAAUGAACCAAAUCGAUUUAUUCGGGCACAGCAAAAGAUGGAUGGUUUUCAGUAUGAAAGAAGUCAUAGACGUGAUGAUGAUCGGCACAAGGAAUACCUUGCGUAAUCCCGGUUUGAUGAACCUAGUCGAGUCCAAAGAGCACUUCGAUGUGGUGAUAAUCGAAGAGUUCCUGAACGACGCUCUUAAAGUCUACAGUCACCUGUUUAACUGCCCUCUUAUUAUUUUAAGCAGCGUUGGACCCAACAGCAAAGUCAAUUCCGUGAUAGGCAAUCCGCAACCGAUGGCAUACGUAGCUCAUAUGCAGAUGAGGCGUUUUUCCAGCAGAAUUUCACUUCUUGAUAGAAUGACGAAUUUAUUUCAACACGUGCUAUCAUAUACUUUGUCUGAAUUGUUAUUUGUUCCAAAAAAUGAGCGAAUAAUGCAAGAAAUGUACCCCGGGGCUCCGUCCAUCAGCGAAUUGAACAACAAUGUGGCGCUGGUUCUUCUGAACUCGCACGCCAGUCUUUACGAGCCGCAGCAUCUUGUUCCCAAUAUGAUCGAGAUUGGUGGUUACUUCAUUGAUCCGCCGAAGCCACUGCCGGAAGAUUUGCAGGAAUACAUGGACAACGCAACGGAUGGCGUGAUCUAUUUCAGCAUGGGGUCAAAUUUGAAAAGUAAAGAUUUGCCGGAAGAACGGAAAAGGAUGUUUUUGAAUAUUUUCGGUCGCCUGAAGCAACGAGUUAUUUGGAAAUUUGAGGAAGACUUGCCAGGAAAACCGUCCAAUGUUCUGAUCAAAAAGUGGUGUCCGCAACAGGAUAUAUUGGCUCACCCGAACAUGAGAUUGUUUAUAACCCACGGUGGGCUGCUGAGUACAACCGAGACAAUUUACCAUGGCGUUCCCAUUCUGGCCAUUCCAGUUUUCGGCGAUCAGCCAGCUAAUGCGGCCAGAGCGGAAGCCAGCGGAUUUGCUCUUCAACUCGACUACAACGCUCCAGAUUUCACCGAAGAUAAACUAGAUUUCUUAAUCAGGGAGUUGUUAACGAACCCGUCCUACAAAGAAGUGGUGCAGAACAAAUCCAGAAUUUUCCAUGACCGCCCGAUUAAACCAAUGCAAACAGCGGUUUACUGGGUUGACUAUGUGAUCAGGCAUCGAGGGGCGCCACAUUUGAGGGCAGCUGCCUCCAAACUGGCAUGGUACGAGUUAUACAUGGUAGAUGUUGGGGCCAUUAUGGUGGUGAUUCUGGCCGCCCUCCUGUAUACUGGGAAAAUUGUUGUCUGGAAAAUUGUCGGCUCUAUUAGAAGGAGAAGAGCAAACAAGCAAAAACUUUCGUGAUUAGAAAUAUGGUAGACUUUUCAUAUUAGCAAUCCAAUGUACUGCAAGCAGAUGAUCAUUGUAAAUAAAUCAUCUGGUCAUCAAAUGUAUUCUGGAGUCUCAACUGUUUUAUGUGUUAAGUAUUUAUAUGUUUAUAAUUUGACAAUACAUACAUAAUUGCAUAUA